GAAGGCAAGGGCUCAUCGACAUUUCUGGCAGCGGCUACCAUGCCUUAGAGGGCUGGCGUCCCUCCGCAGCUCCUCCGAGACCAGUCCCGCUCCGGCGUGGACUUUUGUCCCACGCACUCACUCCUCCACCCGCGGGGGAGGCGGGGUGUGUAUGUGUGUGUGUGUGUGUGUGUGUGUGUGUGUGUGUGUGUGUGUGUGUGUGUGUGGUGGCGGCAAUUCAGGCAAUUUCACUGAUUUUUUUUUUUUUUUUUUUUUUUCAAACAAGCAGGGGAUAGCGCAUUCAGUCCUCCCGAGGCGGGGCUGGUACUUUUGUUCUGAUGCUCUCGUUUCCUCGGGGAACGGAAUUGCUAGACGCAUGGGUGCGCUGUCUUUAGUCUUCCCCGCUCCCUCCGAGGGCCGGCAGGGGUUAAAUCUCAGGCUCCGGCUCCGCGGGAGAGGAGGUGAGGCCGGGAGGUCCGAGGCGAGGGCGUGCCGUCGGGGUGUCUGAGGUGCGGAUGGAGGGGAUCGUUUCCUUUCCGCGGGAGCCGCUUUGUUAGCGAGGAGGGUUAUAGAUAUUCAGUAUGUUUCCGCUGACUGAGGAAAACAAGCAUGUGGCCCAGUUGUUGUUCAAUACUGGUACAUGUCCAAGAUGUAUCUUCAGAUUCUGUGGUGUGGAUUUUCAUGCACCUUACAAACUUUCCUACAAGGAGUUGCUCAAUGAACUACAGAAAUUUCUGAAAACUGAAAAAGGUGAAUUAAUUUUGGAAGCUUCAAACCCACCUCCCAAGAAAAUUCGACUCCAUGAACUGGAAGAUGGGAUUGAUGGGACUGAUAAUCGGAGUCAAAAUGGAGAGGGAAGGGUGUCUGUUGUUGAAGACGGAAGCAUUGCUUCUAAGAACUCCAAUCCAAAUGUAUGCAAUGUAUGCCUAGGAAUUCUUCAAGAAUUCUGUGAAAAAGAGUUCAUUAAAAAGGUGUGUCAAAAGGUAGAGGCCUCUGGAUUUGAAUUCACUAACUUAGUGUUUUCAGUCUCCUUCCCACCACAGCUAUCAGUAAGAGAGCAUGCUGCAUGGUUGCUGGUAAAACAGGAAAUGGGAAAGCAGAGUCUGUCACUGGGAAGAAAUGACAUAGUUCAGCUAAAAGAAGCCUACAAAUGGAUAACUCACCCCCUGUUUUCAGAGGAACUGGGUGUUCCCAUUGAUGGAAAGAGCUUGUUUGAAGUGAGUGUGGUCUUUGCUCACCCAGAAACAGUGGAGGAUUGCCACUUCCUACGUGCAAUAUGCCCGGAUUGCUUCAAGCCAGCCAAAAACAAACAGUCAGUGUUCACUAGAAUGGCAGUUAUGAAAGCUUUGAAUAAGAUAAAAGAAGAGGAUUUCUGCAAGCAGUUCCCUUGUCCUCCAAACUCACCAAAGGCCGUAUGCACUGUUCUUGAAAUGGAAUGUGCUCAUGGUGCUGUCUUCGUGGCUGGGAGAUAUAAUAAAUACUCCAGGAAUCUGCCACAAACUCCUUGGAUAAUUGACGGAGAAAGAAAGCUGGAAUCUUCAGUGGAAGAGUUAAUUUCAGAUCAUCUUCUGACGGUAUUCAAAGCAGAGAGUUUUAAUUUUUCAUCCUCUGGAAGAGAAGAUGUAGAUGUGAGGACAUUAGGAAAUGGAAGGCCCUUUGCAAUCGAGCUGGUGAAUCCUCACCGAGUGCGCUUCACGGCACAGGAAAUGAAGGCGCUUCAGCAGAAAAUUAACAGCUCGUCCAACAAAAUCCAAGUCCGUGACUUGCAGCUGGUCACAAGAGAGGCAAUAGGACAUAUGAAAGAAGGUGAAGAAGAAAAGACCAAGACCUAUAGUGCCUUAAUAUGGACAAACAAAGCCAUACGGAAGGAAGACAUUGAAUUUCUAAAUGACAUGAAGGACUUAAAGAUCGACCAGAAGACACCGCUGCGGGUCCUGCACCGGAGGCCCCUGGCCGUACGAAGCCGCACCAUUCACGCCAUGGAGGCGUGCUAUGUGGAUGCGCAUCAUUUCCGCCUCCAGCUGAAGACUCAGGCGGGGACCUACAUUAAAGAGUUUGUACAUGGAGACUUUGGGAGAACCAAGCCGAACCUGGGAUCCCUGAUGAAUGUGACUGCAGACAUUCUUGAGCUGGACGUUGAGUCUGUAGAUGUUGACUGGCCCCCUCCUCUGGACGACUAGCUUUCAAGUUUGGAAACGAAGCAGGGUUCUCGUGGUCCGACAUGGACAUCCAUUCCGCAUAUAUUGUACAACGGCUGUUUACCCACCAUAAGGGUGUCUUGGCAACUGUUUGGAUCAUGUUGAUCUAUUUAUUUUUAAACUUGUAACAUCUCAGGAUCCAUAUACAGUAUGUGUAGAAUGCGUGCUAUGUUGUUCUAAGGAUGUCUUAUGAUGUUUCUUGUUCCCUCGCCAACCCCCCACAAGUCCAACUAGGAGUUAUGAAACCAUUCCCUAUAUUCAUUCUCCCAUUUAGAGAGGCGCACAAACAGGAUACAUUCUCUGAUAAUCUCAAGAAGCUGUAAUUUGUUUCAGCAAAACUUCCCUUCACAAGAGAAUCACCACUUUUAAAAUCAUGUUCUAAAUUUUUAAAAACAAUGUUGAUAAGUUAUGUCUAUAUUUAUGCAGCACAGUAUCUUAUAAUAAGAUACCAAAUGCAAAUAUGACACCAUUAAUAUUUUCCCCAGUAAGCUUCUAGCAAGCUAUUACCAAUAGAAGUACUCUUGGUGUGAUUUGCCACAAAUGCUAAUGACUUCAAAUUACUCUUUUGACAAUCUAAAAUUGUCAAUGCCUUUCCUCAAGAGGGAAAGUAAAACCUUAGGAACCGAGGUAAGAGACUUUCAUAAAUCUUUUAAAGAAGGAGACACAAGUGCCUUCAAUAACUUCAUUGCCAGGGAUAAGAUUUUGAAAAAUUGAGAUUGCCAAACAAAGGAAAGCUGUUACUAUUAUAGAGGGCUUCAAUAUAUUAUCUAACCUCAAACAUCCUAAUCAGGUAGAUGGGAUAUUAUCAUCUCCAUUUUAUAAGUAUGAAAACCAAAGAUAACAGUUAAAUUAUUUAUCUGAAAUUGUUAGUUACUUCCAUGUCUAAGACCAAAACUUAAGUUUCCUGGUCUAUCGGCCCUUUCUAGUAAACCUAUUACUGAGCACAUACUGUGUGAAGGAGGCAGUUGAAGAUGCCAUUUUAAUGCACAUAACCAUGAAAAUUGACUUUUAGAAUCUAGAUGCCAACUCAAGGAGCUUACCCAAAAAUAGCCCAAGUAUAUUUCAUAGUAUCUCAUGAUUACCAUUUGCUAAUAAGUUAGUCAUCAGAACUAUGAAGAGG
Messenger RNA from Pipistrellus kuhlii (Kuhl's pipistrelle), 3297 nucleotides. RefSeq names its product pseudouridine synthase 10 (gene PUS10). The coding region runs from base 561 to 2159 and encodes 532 amino acids. Gene Ontology annotation, biological process: tRNA pseudouridine synthesis. The transcript is spliced from 18 exons. NCBI's taxonomy places the organism in Eukaryota, Metazoa, Chordata, Mammalia, Chiroptera, Vespertilionidae. The record is from RefSeq and is a predicted model, not a curated record. Gene Ontology annotation, molecular function: RNA binding; pseudouridine synthase activity.